Cricetulus griseus (Chinese hamster) is the source of this 1295-nucleotide messenger RNA. The record is from RefSeq and is a predicted model, not a curated record. NCBI's taxonomy places the organism in Eukaryota, Metazoa, Chordata, Mammalia, Rodentia, Cricetidae.
CCCCCUCACCAGGAGGCCAAGGCGGGCCAGGCACCCAGGGAGGAGGCGGUGUCCCUGGCUCCCUGCCCAAGGUGCAGCAGCAGCUAGGCGAGGCGGGGCUGGACCAGCAGGGGCGGGCACCCUGCCUGGUAUUAUAAGAGACGGUCAGGACACCUCGGCAAUGAGCUCCCAGCUCGGCUUAGCAGCAGGACGCUGGCGACAGGCGCUCCCUGCUCCCCUGGUCCAGCCAAGCACUCUGUUGCUGCUAUGGUCUCCACAUCUGCCGCCUGGUGCUCCAUCGCUCUGGCUCUGCUUUUGGCCCUGCAUGAAGGGAAGGGCCAAGCAGCUGCCGCUCUGGAGCAGCCAGCCCCGGCACCCAAGGGCCGUGGCCCCCACCUGCGUUUUCGCCGCUGCUCCUGCAACUCCUGGCUUGACAAGGAGUGUGUGUACUUCUGCCACCUGGACAUCAUCUGGGUGAACACUGCAGGCCAGACAGCCCCCUGGGGCCUGGGAACCCCCCCAAGGCGCCGGCGCCGCUCCCUGCCAAGGCGCUGUGAGUGCUCUGCUGCCGGGGACUCUGCCUGUGCCACCUUCUGCCAUCAAAGGCCCUGGCCUGAAGCUGUGGUCACCCCAAGCAGCCAAGCUCCAGGGGCUGUGUUAAAGACUGGAAGGAAGUGGACCACUGAGGGAGACCUCCUCCGAAAGCUAAGGGACAUUUCUGCCACCAAGCUUCGCUUUGCCAGGCUACAGCCAGAGGUGACAAGAAAGUCCAGUCCAGCAUACUCUAGACGGAGAAAGAGAUAACCCUGUGAGCUGUGGGACUACUGAGAAGGAAGCUCACAUGGAGACAGGAGGAAAUGGGCAGUGAAUGGGAGACCCUGUGCCUGUCUUCUGGGCCAAGACCUCAGCCCUGGCUAGCCAGACCCGUCCGAUGGGUCCAGCACAAGCUCUGGCCUCUCUCACAACAGCUCUGUACCCUUACAGGGCCAGGGCCACCCUCGGCACCUGAGCAGCAGUGCAGCCUCCCAGAGCUGGCUGCUGGCUACAGUCCCACUUGAAGGCGCUAUGUGAGGCCAAAUGAACAUGCUGACUGUGUCCUGAGGAUUGUCCUGUUUGCUGGACUGUGAUCCAGGAGCAACCCCACAGCAGGACACAAUUACCUAAGCCACACCUAGAGAGGACAGGGCAUCCUGAUGACUGACAUCCUGGCUGCCCCCCAUGGUCCUCUUUGGUUCCUCCACCCUAGAGGCAUUGCAAUCUUGUUCUCUUGGGAACUUUUUCGGGGAGUGGGCAGGACCUGCUCUGCUUCACUUAUC